UUACGAGGAUCGGAGCUAGCUCAGAAGAAAUGGCACCGGUCGGACUCCCUCCUGGUUUUAGGUUCCACCCAACAGACGAAGAGCUUGUCAAUUAUUAUCUCAAGAGGAAAAUCAACGGCCAAGAGAUCGAACUCGACAUUAUUCCUGAGGUUGAUCUCUACAAAUGUGAACCUUGGGAGUUAGCAGAAAAAUCAUUCUUGCCCAGUAGAGACCCAGAAUGGUACUUCUUUGGACCUCGGGACCGAAAAUACCCAAAUGGGUUCAGAACAAAUAGAGCGACUCGAGCCGGAUAUUGGAAGUCUACCGGAAAGGACAGGAGGGUUACAUGCCAGAGCCGACCCAUUGGAAUGAAGAAGACGUUGGUUUACUACAGAGGGCGAGCUCCUCAGGGGAUUAGAACCGAUUGGGUCAUGCAUGAAUAUCGCCUUGACGACAAAGAGUUUGAGGACACCUCCGGAAUUCAGGAUACAUAUGCACUUUGUCGUGUGUUCAAGAAAAAUGGAAUCUGCUCUGAAAUUGAUCAAGAGCAAGGGCAAUGCAGUAUAUCAUUACUGGAGGGCUCGCAAGGUGUAAUCAAUGAUUAUGAAACCAUGUCACCGGAUGUUACCAUGGCAUCAUCAUGCAUGGAUGAGGAAGAUAAAGAUGACUCAUGGAUGCAGUUCAUCACAGACGAUGCAUGGUGUUCUUCUAGCGCAGCCAUGGGUGGUGGUGGUGGUGGUGAAGAAGUCUCCGGCCGCAUGGCAUUCACAAACUAAAGAUUAAUAGCAUGAUCGAUUGGUGGCGAAUAACAUAUAAACUGGAUAUAUCUUUUUAUAUAAUAAUUAAUAAGACACUUUUUGCAAAUCAAUUUUCGUAAUUUGUAGAUUAAUUAUCUUUAAUUGGAUAUGAUGGUUUGGUUGGGUUGCUUCACUACGUAGGGUCAUAUUAUAUAUCAUCAAUGACUCUAUGGAUUUUAUUUUUUAUUUUUUUAAAUUUUUUUUUUUUUAUAUAUAUUUUAACCUCUUCUUGGAGGCGUUUUGGAUGUUACUUGUGGAAUAAAAGGACAAUAAUUGAGAUCAUUGUUUUUGUUA
Messenger RNA from Alnus glutinosa, 1070 nucleotides. RefSeq names its product NAC domain-containing protein 54. The record is from RefSeq and is a predicted model, not a curated record. Bases 30 to 755 code for a protein of 241 amino acids. The transcript has 3 exons. Gene Ontology annotation, molecular function: DNA binding. Gene Ontology annotation, biological process: regulation of DNA-templated transcription. NCBI's taxonomy places the organism in Eukaryota, Viridiplantae, Streptophyta, Magnoliopsida, Fagales, Betulaceae.